GCAGAGGUACAGCGGCAGUUGGGAUCGUUGCUGGAUCGUUUGUCUGCAGCAGUGAGUGUGUACCUGCGCCAAUUCCUGCUCCAGUACCUGAGCGUCCCGGACGAGGGGCAGGGGAUCCUGGACUUCGAGGUGGAGGGCAGGGUCAUUCCGAUCCAUGGCCAAGGCUGGGGCAGCGAGGUCUUCAACUCCACCGGCGGGUGGAGAGGAAGAGAGCGCUUCAAGGGAAUCUUGGAGGCGCUGGCAGUGGGAGUUCAGCAGCUUCAGGACUUGCAGGCCAAGGCGAUGAAGAAGGAUGGCAAUGCAGAAGAUUCCCCUGAGGUGGUCAAGACGGCUACAGUCGCGCUUCCAGAGCUUGCGCCUCCCUUGAGUGAGACAAGUGGUCUUCAGUUGCAGGAUUGGUUGGUGCAAAUUACUACGUCAAUGCAGGAUCUUUCAUCUGGGUCUGGGGACUGGUGGGAGUAUGUGAGGGAGAUGGUUACAGAAACCUACGGGCGAUGGCUUGCAGCUACUCCACUAGAGCGUCUACAAAUAUUUCCGGUGGAUCAUCAGAGACUUGCCUCGGGACGGUGGACAAGAGUGAAUUUGCGAGCUUGUGCACUGAUGAUGCAAUCGUUCUCGGAGGUCACCAAGGCUGAUCUUAUUGCAAGAAGAUCAACUCAAUCAGCGGUGCUGAUGUUGUUCAGAGUUUACACGAUGUACCAGCCGGGUGGAACUGCUGAACGAGGCGUGGUGUUGAAGUGGCUACAGAGAUGCAAGGACAUGAACAUGACGGUGCCGGACGGUUCAUUGCUAGCCCGGACUCAGUUGGUUCGAUCGACGUAUCGGAUUGACGGGCAGCCCAAGAUCGAGGACGUGGUUCGGUACCAGCAGACCUACGGUGAGGACUAUCACGCCGGGAACAGCGACCUCUACUACUACCUCUCCGAGUGCCAGGGACUGAGCAAAAUGGAACGAGCGAAGAAGUGUUUGUGCUGCGGGGCGGAGGUCGAACCGGAUGGUGAGAUUUCACCGACGAAGGCCAGUGACGGUGCUGUUGCAUCAGGUCAGCCGGUGUUGUCAUGGGAAGCGCUACUCCAAGCAGCAGCCAAGGUGGCAGGAGGAGUACCAGUGUCGGAGCCAAAGGCGCCUUCAAUGAGAGUGAUGAGCAUUCAUGGAGGAUCACCAGCUGGUUUGGAUGGAGAAGCCUAUGCGUUGGUAGAUUCGGGUGCAACACAUCCUCUUCGUCGAGCUCGCACUGGUGAUGAAUGGAAUGAGGCGAAUCCAGUUGUGGUUCAUCUUGCAGGAGGUGAAGUUGUGGAGUUGAGGAUGAAUGCCGCAGGAACCCUGUUGGUACCAGCAACGGGUGCUACCAGAAGAGCGUCGUCGUCUCCUAUUGUCCCACUGGGUUCACUGGUUGGAGUGCUGGGAUACAAGUUGGAGUGGCAUGGCUCCCGCUGCAAACUUACAAGCCGAGAGGAUGAGACAAUAACGCUUCGGGUUCGUGAUGGGUGCCCUGAAAUCACUGAGCGCCAGGCCUUGGAGUUGAUCUCGCGGAUUGAAGACCAGAAGCUUGCAGCAUUACGCUCGGCUACCGCAGCGACAAAGACCAUGGUCAGGGAGUCCGCGAUGUCGCUGAACAAGUCAUGGUUUGAUCACUUGAUUUCCUAUUGCCGCUCUGGUAUCGGCUCGGAAGCUUUGAUGGCGAUUCACUCUGCAUCGUUUUUCCAAGACUUGCCUUCGGAGUCUUUGUAUGGGCUUUCAGAGGCAGACCCUAUAUCCAAUGGGUGGGAUGCACUGCGGGGACUACAGCAUCUGAACAGGAAGACGAGAAAGAAGCUAUGGUCGUCGAAGCAGUGGGUUGCGCACCUCUAUGCAGGAAAGACUCCGAAUGAGGAGGUGAUGUUCCUAGAAAGACAGGGCUUUGCGGUGCUGGAGUUGGACCUUGAGCGGGGAAAGUCACAUGAUGUACGUGAUCCGCUAGUUUGGAGGGCUUUGGAGUGGGCUGCACGAACCGGGAGAAUUGCAUCAAUUAUUGGAGGACCACCCCAGAACACCUUCAUGCUGAGGCGUAAUAUGACCCCGGGACCAGAGCCGUUAAGGAGUCCGGACUGUCUCUAUGGUGGGUGGUAUGGACAAUCAGAGCAGGACGUGCACUUGGUGAAUAAGCACACGGGCUUGUUUGUGAGGAUGAUUUACUUGCACGCUUUAGCCACCGCUGGGAGAUGCACCUUUCCGCCUGAGCCGAACGACGUAAAGGAAGUGGGCUUUCUGUUGGAGCAGCCUAGAGACCCGAGAUCCUACAUGUUGUUCACAGAUCCGUUGGCGAAAGAUUCCGUGAGUUUCUGGAGGACGGGUUUGUGGAUUCAGUACAAGGAAGAAGCUGGCUUGAGCACGUUUAGCUUCGACAUGUCGUCUUUGGGAAAGGCUUUGUCGCGACAGACCACGGUCGGUACGAAUCUCCCUCUCCGGCAUCUACAUGGAUUGCGUGGAAGGAUACAACGAGAUGCGCAGCCGGCAGUAAGAGCCCCGCCGUCAGUGUGGACCAAGGAGUUCUCGGAGGUGGUGUCUAUUGCAGUCAGGGAGCAGAGGUUGUCGGCGAGGAUGUUACGGAUGUCGGCGGAACAAUGGAAGGAACAUGUGAGAAGAGGUCACUUGCCUUUCCGCCCUGACUGUAUGACCUGUGUGACAGCGGGGGCAACUGGUCGUCGGCAUGCUCGCGUAGAACAUCCUAGCUGUUUCGUACUUUCUGCAGACGUGUCUGGGCCACUCAAAGUACCAGGGCUAGACGCAGAUGCGCGAGGAGCCUUCCCGAAGCCUUACAAGUACAUGUUCGUUGCCAAGCUCACUAUCCCAAAGACGUUUGUAGAUGAUGGCAGAGGUGAAGAUGCUUUCGAUUACGAAGACUCCCAAGAACCAGUUGGUGAUCCUGCACCUCCGGAUGGCGAAGAGUUACCAGUCGAUGGCGAGGUAAGGAUUGUGGCUUGUGGUAACAUGAUGGCAGACAGCGGUGAAGAGACCUAUGCCGGGGCGGCUCCGGCCGAAGUGGUGCGAUCCUCAUUGUCGGUGGCAAGUUUGAAUGGUUGGGAUGCUGCAGUCCUUGAUGUUACAGCAGCGUUUCUUCAGACUCCGUUGAGUGAAGUUCAGUGUAAGCAGAGGAUUCUUGGACAGCCACCGCGAGCUUUGGUGAGAGCGGGUCUAUGUGGAGAAAAGGAACUAUGGGAGUUUACGCAUGCCGUAUAUGGCCUCAGAGAAUCUCCUCGCUGGUGGGGUGAAUUCAGGGAUGAAAAAAUGGCCCAGCUGAACAUCGUCGUCGGGGAAAAGAGAAUCAAACUGCUUCAAUGCCGUGUUGAAGGGAGCUGGUGGAGACUAUUGGACGAUACAGUUUUGGUUGGCCUGGUUGUUAUUUACGUUGACGAUUUGCUGAUUUGUUCUACUCCGGACAUUAUCAAGGCGGUCUCAAGGGCAGUGAGGAAGUUGUGGGACACCAGCGAAUUGUCGUGGGCCUCCGAUGGUGGCAUACGAUUCUUGGGCAUAGAGAUCGUGAAGGUUGAUGAUGGUUUUGCAUUGAAUCAGGAGCCAUAUAUCCGAGAACUGACGCGGAUUCAUUCAAUACCAGCAACCAAGAGAGACCUGAUCCCGGUCGCGAAGGAGCAGGCCUCGUUCGUGAUUGAGCCCGAGGAAGCAGUUUUCACGUCGGAUGAGCUGAAGGCCGCUCAGCAACUGGCCGGUGAGAUAUUAUGGUUGGCGCAGCGUACGGCGCCAAGACGCUCCGCAGCAAUUGCCAAAAAAUGUAUUGGCUUCCUCCAGGGCACGUCCAAGCAGCAUUUAUGGAUCCGAGCGUCCUCCAAGGAGCUCAUCGCUUGGACAGACAGGCGCCUAUUAACUGGCGAUCUGCGGCGAUCUGCUCGCCAGAGCACGAUAACGCUGUCGACGGCUGAAAGCGAGCUUGCUGCCAGUGUGGAGGGAGCAUUGGCUCUUCUCAGCGCGGAAGCGCUUCUCUCCGAGCUGAACCUGGGCAAGAUGCGAUCGAGGCUGCGUACCGACAGUACCUCGUCUGUAGCAAUACAGCGAGGUUCAGGCUCGUGGCGAACACGACAUUUACGAAUAAAGGCAGGAUGGAUCUACGAACGACUGCAAGCAGAGGACUUGGAGCUGGAGCAUUGGCCUGGAGAUUUACAGUUGGCAGAUAUGUUGACAAAGCCUCUUUCGUCUAUCAGGUUGCGUUCGUUGGCCCAGAUGACGGGACUCAUGCCGCUUGAGGAGAUCCUGACUGAGCUGGGUAAGCAGCAGCACAGCACUUCUUCCGGCAGCAGCAGCGCUUUGGCCCCUAGUUCCCAUGGGUUUAAGGUUUUGGUUGCAAUGAUGGUGUUGUCGCAGGCAGUCGUUGGAAGUGAGGCAACCGAGCUGACUGUGUAUGAGCCAAUAGUAGUUGACAGGACCUUGUUGGCGUGGUGUGCUUUUGUGGUGGUUGCUUUGCUGUGGACUGCGGCUUGGGAGCUGAUUGUGUUCUGUCUUGACCAGACUUCUAUGUCAGAAAGGCAGUUUUGUCAAUGCAUGGUCCGACGUUUGGGCUUUCAGGCAAGGCUACGAAGUAUGCGCCUUGGGCCAUGA
Messenger RNA from Symbiodinium sp. CCMP2456, 4590 nucleotides. Lineage: Eukaryota; Dinophyceae; Suessiales; Symbiodiniaceae. The record is from the annotation of a GenBank genome assembly.